CUCUACAUAUAGGGUUUCCUAUUUUUGUGAAAUCUCUCAUCUUUCAUAAUCAAUUGUUGUAACAUCUCAUCUUUAUUUGGGGGGAUUUAAUCAACAUGUCCCAUCCUUCACCCUCAACAUAUCAAAGGUGUAUACUGUAUAGUAGUAGUUUUUUUUUUUUUUUUGUUGCUUUUUCCUUGAACUAUCAUAUCCCAUGUUAUUUCUUCGAGACACACAUACCCCAUCUUUAACUAUUUCUCUUCCACUACCCUUUUUAUUUGUCAGUAAAAGGGAUCAGUAUUCCAGCUACUAACACUUUUUUUUUUAUUCCUUUUAACAGAGAAAAGAAAAGAAUAUAAUCAAAGUUGAUCAUUUUCAGUGAUGAAAAUAAUAUUAUUUUGGCCCAUGCAGGUCUCGAACCUGCGACCUUCGCGUUAUUAGCACGACGCUCUAACCAACUGAGCUAAUGGGCCAAUUUGUUAGUACAGUAAUGAAUAGUUUAUAUAUUUGGUAUAAGGCAUUGAUGAGGAGGAACCAACCCUAUAAAAGAAGAACCAAAGUUGUGUGGAACUGAAGUUUUUUGAAAAAAAGGGGAGGUAGCCAUGAAAAGUAAUGAGCCACGUUCAAGUUCUUCUUGUGCAGCUUGUAAGUUCUUGAAGAGAAGGUGCACUACCACUUGCCAAUUUGCACCAUAUUUCCGAUCGGACGAGCCGAAGAAGUUUGCUAAUGUACACAAGGUGUUUGGAGCUAGCAACGUGAUCAAGAUCCUGAAUGAAGUGCCACAAGACCAGCGAGAGGACACUGUCAACUCGCUGGUCUACGAGGCUGAGGUGAGACUUAGAGACCCGGUUUACGGUUGCAUUGGAGCUAUAGCAUCUUUGCAGAGGAAGAUGGUGGAGCUACAACAUGAUCUGAUGGUUACUAAAGCACAUCUUGCUUACUAUGAAGCCAAGCCCAGUAGCACAACUUCUAAUUGUUCUCUCUUGGAUUAUGAUCCUCUUAAUGUUAAUAUCAUCAAUACGCCUUCUUUUUUUGCGGACACUUCUGGUGGAUUCUUGGAUAGCUUCAGCCAGAAUACCUUUGCCAUGGACCAAACUGGAUCCAACAAUGAAUUUGGCCAAUUCCCAUUUCCAUGAUCCUUCUCUAUUUAAUGUACGUUUACGCAUUUCCUUGUAUAUAUAAGAGGAAGAGCGGCUCAUUAAAGGUAAAUUUCUUCGAUUUUGUACAUUGUUGAUGAUGGAUUUGCCUGGUAAAUGAAAGACUAAUUUAUAAGCUAUUUGCUUCAA
Messenger RNA from Solanum tuberosum (potato), 1265 nucleotides. RefSeq names its product LOB domain-containing protein 21-like. The transcript has a single exon. The record is from RefSeq and is a predicted model, not a curated record. Bases 582 to 1115 code for a protein of 177 amino acids. NCBI's taxonomy places the organism in Eukaryota, Viridiplantae, Streptophyta, Magnoliopsida, Solanales, Solanaceae.